AUGAAUAAGUAAAGAACUUCGAAAUAAUUAAAUUCUUGUGGAUGUUAUGUAUCCUAAAGUAAUACAUAAAGAUUACAUCUUUUAUUUGCUGGCUGCACCAAACUCACCAAUUUGGAGCUUAUUUUAGGAAAAUAUUGUCUUGGUAAAAAUGGUUUAUCUGAUAUAAUUCAAGGUCUUGAAAAAUGUGCAAACCUUUCUUCCUUGUAACUUGAUCUUUCUGAAGUGCAAAAUUUAUUUUCUUCGUUAACAAAGAUCUCUAAUCUUUAAAUUUUAGGACUUAAGCUUAUUAAAAAUUAUCUUGAUGUUUAAGAUUAAUCAAUUUUGAGUUAAUCUUUAGCAAACUGCUAGACACUGACUGAUUUAAGACUUACCUUAAAGAUUCUCAUUAACUUAAGCAUCUAAACUCAGAAGCCUGAACCUGAAUCUUAAGAAUAAUAAAAUUUCUUAUCAAAGCACAGAAAAAAUAGGAUUUUAUUUUGCAAAUCUCUUUCAUCUAACAAAAUUGGGUCUCUAUCUUGA
This is a messenger RNA of Tetrahymena thermophila SB210, 519 nucleotides long. RefSeq names its product kinase domain protein, putative. The transcript is spliced from 7 exons. NCBI's taxonomy places the organism in Eukaryota, Ciliophora, Oligohymenophorea, Hymenostomatida, Tetrahymenidae. The record is from RefSeq and is a predicted model, not a curated record.